Aethalodelphis obliquidens (Pacific white-sided dolphin) is the source of this 5438-nucleotide messenger RNA. RefSeq names its product taste 1 receptor member 3 (gene TAS1R3). The record is from RefSeq and is a predicted model, not a curated record. Gene Ontology annotation, molecular function: G protein-coupled receptor activity; sweet taste receptor activity. Lineage: Eukaryota; Metazoa; Chordata; Mammalia; Artiodactyla; Delphinidae. Gene Ontology annotation, cellular component: plasma membrane. Gene Ontology annotation, biological process: sensory perception of sweet taste; G protein-coupled receptor signaling pathway; sensory perception of umami taste.
GGGCCUGGCCCCACCCACUGCCUCUUCACUGUGAGGCCAGGACCUCAGGUGCCAAGGGGACAUUAUUCACCGUGCAGCAAACGUACAUAAGUGCAAGCUUUCAGGUACCCUUAGAAGCUGUAAUACGGGUGAUGGCUUUUCCAAAAUAAAUAAACUGCACUUAGCAGAACUGCUGCUCUCCAGGACGGGGGUGUCGGGUGUGCCAGGUACCUGCUCCCAGGCAGUCAGGGCUGUGUCAACCACAGGGACGUGAGGUAUGCCCCGGCCAGUGCUGGGGUCCUGCCCAUCUCUGUGCAAGCUUUAGCCCUGCCGAACCCCAUCUGUUGCCAAGGUCCACAUUAUCCCCACUUUAGAGGUGAAAAAACUGAGUCACAGAAUCACCUAAGUGGCUGAGUUGGAAACGCAGGUCUGAGGCCAGCCACACACCGUGUAGAGAGAAGAAAAUUUGCCUGGACUGCAGCCAGUGGAGGGGGGCUGCUCACGCCAUGGCAGUGGCCUGGACAGAAGGAGGAUACCUGUCAGGGAGGGUCCUCUCAGACGCUGCCCCAAAGCCAGCACUGAAUAGCAGUGCCCAACACAAGCCACCUCCAAGUCCCCACACCCAGCGGGGACCAGAGCCUGGUGUGCCUGCAAAGGCCAGUGACUGGGGGAACAGCCUGGGAUUCCCCCGAGCCAGACAGUGAGGGCUGCACGUGUGUGCACGUGUGCAUGCAAUGGUGCAGGUGCAGGCCCUGCGCAUGCGUGUAGCGUGUGUGCUGUGCCAUGUGUGCGCGCCCCACAGGGCAGUGGAGACAGGCAAGGACUGGAUCCCUAGACCACGUCCCAUAAAUGUCUGCCGGGCCCCACCGCCAUACCCCAGGGCCAUCGCUAGCCUCCCCCAGCUCCUCUGGGUGCCUGCAGCCUGGUGUCAGUGAGGCCCCCAGCCCCAGACUGGGGGAGACGGGUCCUCAGGCACCCAGAGGCUAAGCGGGAGCUGCUGGCCGGGCCCCCAGGCCCCCGGCACACCCUGGGGCUGACCCGCUUGGUUACGGCAUUUCCUCCCUCGCUUGCAUGCCGCUCCUCGGGCCCAGCUGCGAGCCUGGCCCGCGCAGGCAGGGCCCAGGCCGGUGUGAACACGGCCAGCCACGGGGCCCCGCAGCUUCUAGGCCUUAGACCCUCAAGGUGCACUGUCCCCAGGCAGGCUGAGAGCCCACGGCCUCCCCCUCGGGACCCUCCCCACCCUCGCCACGGGGUGGGAGCGGGCCAUCCGGCCACCCACUGUCCUCCUGGCUGGCCUGCAGGGCUGUGGGACGCACCCCCCCAGGCUGCCCCUGGGCCUGCCAAGGGAGCCACCCCUGCAGUCUCCCACCCCGACUGCCGACAGUGCCUCCCCAGGGCUGGAGGGAGUGUUUCUGUGCCCACUCCCUGGGGCAUUGGCACCUCCAAGCCUGUCUCACAGGCAGCCAGAGAAUCCAGGCCCCUCUGGCAGACGGGUACAGGGUGACCCCUCUCCAGGAAUAGGUGGGUGCCAGGGGCUUGGGCACAGGCAGGUAGCAAGGUCACAGUCAGCGGCUGCCCAAAGCCUGCCUGCCCGGGUCACUGUCAGCCAGAGAGCCUAGUGGUGGCAUCAGGUUGAAUCCAAUGUGAGCACACCUGUGGGGCCCAGGAGAUGGAGGACAUCUCCAGGGCCCCGAGCUGGCAGGUGAGGACAGGCAAGCGCUUUGCUAAACAAAUCCUCUGCCCCUCCACGCCCCGACUCCCCAUAUCUGGCGCCCCGGUCAGUCUGCCCACUUGCCGUCCCUGCUGGAAGCUGCCACCUGCCAUGCCAGGCCUGGCUCUCCUGGGCCUCGCGGCUGUCCUGGGCGUCAGGGCAGGGGCCCCGCUGCUCAGCUGGCCAGGGGACUACGUGCUGGGGGGCUCUGCCCCCCUGGGCUCAGCUGAGGAGCUCUCGUCCCCUGGGCUGCUCUGGGCGCUGGCCACGACGAUGGCCAUGGAGGAGAUCAACAGCGGGUCCACCCUGAUCCCGGGGCUGCGCCUGGGCUACAACUUCUUCAACACGUGCUGGGAGCCCAUGGUCGCCGCGAAGCCCAGCUUGGUGUUCAUGGCCAAGGCCGGCAGCUGCAGCGUCGCCGCCUACUACGAUUAUAUGCAGUACCAGCCCCACGUGCUGGCCGUCAUCGGGUCCCACUCCUUCGAGGUCGCCCUGGUCACCAGCUUCUUCCUCAUGCCGCACGUCAGCUACGGCGCCAGCACGGACUGGCUGAGCAGCCGCGAGACGUUCCCGUCCUUCCUCCACACGGUGCCCAGCGACCACGUGCAGGUGGCGGCCGUGGUGGAGCUGCUGCGGGAGCUGCACUGGAGCUGGGUGGCCGCCGUGGGCAGCAAAGACAAGUACAGCUGGCAGGGCCUGUGCCUCUUCUCUGGCCUGGACGACGCCAAGGGCACUUGAAUCGCGUGCGAGCGCUGGGUGCCGCUGCCCAGAGCCGGCAGCCCGCGGCUGGGCUCCGUGCAGGGCCUGCCACGCCGGGUGAACCAGAGCAGCGUGCAGGUGGAGGUGUUCUCUGCCUGCACUGCCCGCACCCUCUUCAGCUACAGCAUCUGCUACAGGCUCUCGCCCAAGAUGUGGGUGGCCAGCGAGGCCUGGCUGCCCUCAAACCUGGUCAUGACGCUGCCCAGCAUGGACCGGGUGGGUACCGUGCUCGGCGUCCCGCGUCAGGGCGCCCAGAUGCCCGAGUUCCCGUCCUACGUGCAGACGUGCCUGGCCCUGGCCGCGGACCCCGCCUACUGCGCCUCGCUGGACGCAGGGCAGCCAGGCCUGGAGGAGCACGUGGUGGGGCCGCGCUGCCCUCAGUGUGACUGCAUCACCCUGGAGAACGUGACUGACGGGCUGCUGCACCGCCAGACCUUCGCCUUCGCAGCUGUGUACAGCGUGGCCCAGGCGCUCCACAACACGCUGCUCUGCGACACCUCGGGCUGCCCUGUGCGGGAGCCCGUGCGGCCCUGGCAGCACCCGGAGAACACGCACAACCUGAGCCUGCGGUUUGACACCAACGGGAACGUGGACGUGAAUCAUGACCAGAAGCUGUGGGUACGGUGGGACCGGACGCCCACACUGCGUACCGUGGGCACCUUCAAUGGCAGCCUGCAGCUCUGGCACUCCCAGGUGAGGUGGCACACGCAGGGAAACCAGCCCGUGCCCCAGUGCUCACGGCAGUGCAAGGAGGGCCAGGUGCACCGCGUUAAGGGCUUCCACUCCUGCUGUUACGACGGUACCGACUGCAAAGCAGGCAGCUACCAGCGCAACCCAGGUGAGCCCUCUGAGGGGCCUUCCCACACUCACCGGUGCCUCCCCCGCCGGCCCAAGUUCCUGGGGCUGCUUCUGCUCUGCCCGGCUCUGGGCCUGGUGCUGGCAGCCCUGGGACUCUUCAUCUGGCGCCGGCACAGCCCUGGUUCGGGCCUCGGGUGGGGGGCCACAGGCCUGCUCUGCCUGGGCCUUGUCUGCCUCAGCGUCCUCCUGUUUCCCAGCCGGCCCAGCCCUGCCAGCUGCCUGGCCCAGCCGCCGCUGCACCACCUCCUGCUCACCGGCUGCUGGAGCACACCCUUCCUGCAGGCGGCUGAGAUCUUCGUGGGGUCAGAGCUGCAGCCGAGCUAGGCAGACCGGCUCUGCAGCCGCCUGUGGGGUGCUGGCUGGUACUUCCCGCCGGAGGUGCCGACAGGCUGGCAAGUGCCGUCCACGGAGGCACUGGUGCACUGCCACGUGCGCUCCUGGGUCAGCUUCGGCCUGGUGAACGCCACGCUGGCUUUCCUCUGCUUCCUGGGCACCUUCCCGGUAAAGAGCCGGCCCGGGGGCUACAACGGUGCCCGCGGCCUGACCUCUGCCAUGCUGGCCUACUUCAUCACCUGGGUCUCCUUCGUCCCCCUUGCCGACGUGCACACGGUCUCCCAGCCUGCCGUGCAGGUGGGCGCCAUCCUCUUCUGUGUGCUGGGCAUCCUGGGCACCUCCCACCUGCCUAAGUGCUACCUGCUGCUGUGGCGGCCGGACCUCAACACCCCUGAGUUCUUCCUGGGAGGGGGUCCUGGCGAUGCCAGAGGGCGAGGCAGCAGUGGGGGCGGGGAGGAGACUCAGGGAGAAAACAAGCGACCCCUGACCCAGUGACCUCACCCCAGUGAACUCAUACCUAGUCAAGGUGCCCCCAGACCAAGUCCCUAUGCAGCAACCUAGACUGUGCCCCAACUCCGCUGUGACUCCCCAGCCCUACAUUCUGCUGACCUUGACCCCACAGUGACCUCCAGAGUGCAUAAGGGGCCUCAGCUCCGUGGGAUCUCAACCCCUGGGGCCCCAGAGGCAGGCUCUGUCCCUGCCCCAGCCAAGCCCUGGCCUGCACAGGUGACCCAGCGCCACUGUUCCAGACAGAGGCCCAUGGAGGCUUCCUCGGGGCCCCCCGUAGCCCAGGCUGAGCGCACAGGAAAGCCCCCAGCCAAACCAUGUGAAGGCAAAGCUGGAUACCACUUGCCUGGCUGGGCCCAGCCUGGGCCCCCCCCCAGCAUCCUGUCCAAGCAUCGUAGGAGUGGGAGGUUGGUGGGUGGGUGGGGCUUUCUUGACUCCUCUGCAGGGGUGUGUGCCUGACUGUGGGCCCCAGUGCAGGGCAGAGACCCGCUCAGGAAGGAGGGGGCACCCAGCUUCCUUCUCUCCCUGGCCAGCGAGCCAGUAGAAUGUGGCCAGUCCCCUCCAGCACCGCGGACAGAGCCCGGCCAGGGUCGGGGGUCAGCACCAAGGCCAGCAGCAGCCGCAAGGACGACCCACCCCACCCCACCCUCCACCCCCCGCACCCCCCACCGGAGCCAGGAGCCAGCACCACAGACAGAAGACCGCCCGCCAGGACUGCUGCGGCCAGGGCCUUGUCCCUGGGUCCUGGGUCAGCUCUCGGACGGACCCUGGGGAAGCUGACCCGGCCCCUGCACCCCAAUCUCCUAAAGUGGUUAAAAAGAGACACAGAUCACACGUCGGUCCCAUAAAAUUAAAUGCUUUUUAGUGUUUAAAAUAGCAUUUACACAGAAGCAGCUCUAUUAACUACCUGGACGACGCUCCAGCUCCGCACAGUAUCUACAGUGCAGACGUGUGCAGGCCAGCGACGCUGGACGGAGGGAGCAGCGUGCGUGCGUGCGUGCGUGCGUGCGUGCGCGGCCACCCCAGGACCGCGGGGAGGGGCGAACUGGCCACGCCCUCUGCCCCAGACCCCGCCCCGGCAGCAGCUGUGUGCAUCUGUGGCCCUUGCCCUCAGUGUCACCUUCCCUCUCCUGCCAUCUCCCCCUCACCGUCCUCCCGCACACCUUCAGACACACCGUGUGUCCCUGCGGGGUGGGGGUGAACACAUGAAACUCUGCUCCAGUGGCUGGGAGUGGGGGACAGCUGACUUGGCCGCCACCCCGUGGAGCACACAGGCCAGGCAAUAAAUAAA